GGGUCAGGGCUACAGCAGACCCUGAAGCCUACGCAACGCCCCCACCCAAAGUGAGCAGAGGCUGCAAAAGAAAGGCAGAAACAGGACAAAGAGAGAAGGAAAAGGAGGGGCAGCCUGGCCGGCUGCUGUCCCCCCGCAGAGCCAGCUCAGAUUCAGUUCCAGGAGCAACUCAGCUACAGAAGCAACGGCAGGACCUCUCCUCCAGUGAAGAGCAGCAGGCAGACACGCAGACCGAGGGCCUGGGACUGGAAGUCCUCAGCCCCCAGCCGCUCGGCCAGGCCUGGCCCCAUGGCCUUCAAUGACCUCCUGCUGCAGCUGGGGGGCGUCGGCCGCUUCCAGCAGAUCCAGGUGGCUCUGGUGGUCCUGCCCCUGUUCCUGUUGGCUUCCCACAACACCCUGCAGAACUUCACCGCUGCCAUCCCCAGCCACCACUGCCGCCCACCUGCUCACAGCAACCUCAGCGAAGAUGGGGGGCUGGCGGCCUGGCUGCCGCAGGACAGGCAGGGGCAGCCCGCAUCCUGCCUCCGCUUCACCUCCCCACAGCGGGGACCACCCUUGCCCAAUGGCACAGAGACCAACGGCACGGGGGCCACCGAGCCCUGCAGCGACGGCUGGAUCUACGACAACAGCACGUUCCCUUCCACCAUCGUGACAGAGUGGGACCUCGUGUGCUCUUACAGGGCCUUACGGCAGCUGGCUCAGUCCUUGUACAUGGUGGGGGUGCUUCUCGGAGCCAUGAUAUUCGGGUACCUGGCAGACAGGCUGGGCCGCCGGAAGGUGCUGAUCUUGAACUACCUGCAGACGGCUGUGUCGGGGACCUGCGCGGCCUUCGCUCCCAACUUCCCCGCCUACUGUGCCUUCCGGCUCCUCUCGGGCAUGUCGCUGGCUGGCAUCGCCCUCAACUGCGUGACACUGAAUGUGGAAUGGAUGCCCAUCCACACACGGGCCUAUGUGGGCACCCUAAUCGGCUAUGUCUACAGCCUGGGCCAGUUUUUCCUAGCUGGUGUGGCCUACGCUGUGCCCCACUGGCGCCACCUGCAGCUGCUGGUCUCCAUGCCCUUUUUUGCCUUCUUCAUCUACUCCUGGUUCUUCAUCGAAUCGGCCCGCUGGUACUCCUCUUCUGGGAGACUAGACCUCACCCUGAGGGCCCUGCAGAGAGUGGCCUGGAUCAAUGGGAAGCGAGAAGAGGGGGCCAAGCUAAGUAUGGAGGUGCUCCGGGCCAGUCUACAGAAGGAGCUGACCAUGGCCAAGGGCCAGGCCUCGGCCUUGGAGCUGCUGCGCUGUCCCGCCCUUCGCCGCCUCUUCCUCUGCCUCUCCAUGCUGUGGUUUGCUACUAGCUUUGCUUACUAUGGGCUGGUCAUGGACCUGCAGGGCUUUGGGGUCAGCAUCUACCUAAUCCAGGUGAUCUUUGGUGCUGUGGACCUGCCUGCCAAACUUGUGUGCUUCCUUGUCAUCAACAAUAUGGGCCGCCGGCCCGCCCAGAUGGUCUCACUGCUGCUGGCAGGCAUCUGCAUCCUGAUCAAUGGAGUGAUACCCCGGGAUCAGUCCAUUGUCCGAACCUCCCUUGCUGUGCUGGGGAAGGGCUGCCUGGCUUCCUCCUUCAACUGUAUCUUCCUGUACACUGGGGAGCUGUACCCCACAAUGAUCCGGCAAACAGGCUUGGGAAUGGGCAGCACUCUGGCCCGAGUGGGCAGCAUUGUGAGCCCACUGGUGAGCAUGACGGCGGAGAUCUACCCCUCCGUGCCUCUCUUUAUCUACGGCGCUGUCCCCGUGGCUGCCAGCUGUGUCGUGGCCCUCUUGCCGGAGACACUGGACCAGCCACUGCCAGAUACCGUGCAGGACGUGGAAGACAGGAGGAGAGGGAAGAGGAGGCAGCAGCAACGAGAGCAGCAGCAGCAGAUGGUCCCGCUGCAGGUCCCAACACAAGAGAAGAACGGACUCUGAGCACUGAAACGGAGCCUUGCAAAGCCCUAAAGGAAGUGAGGGCCCUGCAGGUCCUGGACCACUCACAUGAGAAUGGGGAGGGGGAAUAUGGCCCAAAGGCUGGGGCUGUGGUUCAGGGAAGCACCGCCUCAGGGGUCCCCCUCUCCGAAUAGAUACUACGAAAACUGCAUCAUUAAAAGGCUUGUCUGUGUAUAGCA
Molecule: messenger RNA, 2141 nt
Organism: Vicugna pacos (alpaca)
Lineage: Eukaryota; Metazoa; Chordata; Mammalia; Artiodactyla; Camelidae
Source: RefSeq, a predicted model, not a curated record